AUGGGUGGCAUAGUUUGGCUACUUUGUUGUGAUUUUGCAGUCUUUUUGACAACAAGUUUAGCAUCUGCUUAUGAUAACAUUGCAUUUGGAAAGAGUGCCUGGCAACAGCAUCCAUAUGGGGAAAUUUUGUUGUUUUCUUUUUCACGUCAAGAUGUUCCUGAUUGGAAGUCGGCUACAUGGCGAAGAUCACGAUUUCCAGUUCGGUAUUAUUAUAGUACGGAACAUUGGAAAGCGUAUAAAGCAGUGGAUGGAGCAUUUACAGACCUGUCUGCUAAUGGUUAUCAAUGUACGGUAUCGGAAAAUGCAAAACAAACUGCAACUUUGUGGGUGGAUCUAGGGAGAAUACUCAGUAUACGUUAUAUUACUAUAUACUAUAGGACGGAGAAUGAGGAAUGGGAUUUCUCUAAUCAGUAUACAAAACGAUUUCUUGGAUUCUCGGUUCAUAUAUCAAACUCAACCAAUAGAGAGGAUGGGAUUCUUUGUUUUAAGGACACAAAUUACACAAGAGCUACAAUACCAAACCCUGCUAAAAUAGAAUGCUUAAAAUAUGGACGAUAUGUGAUAUAUUACAAUGAGAGAAUCCAGGGAGUUACAUACCCUGACGGAUAUUCCAAGUACGCAUUCAACGAGCUCUGUGAACUUCAAGUUUACGGAUGUCCUACCUCGGGAGUUUUUGGAGAAAACUGUAAUGUUCCCUGUCCACAGAAUUGUCAGGAGGGGCAUUGUAACAUCGUGGAUGGAACGUGUCUUGGAUGUGUUGCUGGUUACAAAGGUUCCCGAUGUGAAGAAGAAUGUGAUAAUAAUAGAUAUGGCUUUGAGUGUAAGCUGAUUUGUGGUAACUGUAGUGAUGGAGAACAAUGUGAUCACGUGAACGGAAGUUGUCCAAACGGAUGUGAUUUUGGCUCUCAAGGAGAUAUAUGUGACAAAGAAUGUCCAGUGGGACGUUUUGGCUUCAACUGCCAGGAUAUUUGCAGUAUCAAUUGUGGAGUUCCUGGUACAUGUAAUAGAGUUACAGGACAAUGUGAAGGCGGCUGUCAGAAGGGGUGGAAAGACAUGCAAUGUGACAAGAAAUGUGACCGUGGUAUGUUUGGACUAAACUGUAAUCAGUCAUGCGGGGUUUGCCUUGGAAAUGAACAGUGUCAUCAUAUUAACGAGACAUGCAUGGAUGGUUGCGACAAAGGUUACCAAGGAAUGAACUGUGCACAGGCAUGUCCGAACGGACUUCAUGGAUACAACUGCGAUGAGACAUGUAGCGCCGAUUGUUUAGUUCAAAAGAGUUGUGACGCAAUAACAGGACAGUGUAGUGCAUGUCCGAACGGACUUCAUGGAUACAACUGCGAUGAGACAUGUAGCGCCGAUUGUUUAGUUCAAAAGAGUUGUGACGCAAUAACAGGACAGUGUAGUGUCAUAUCUUCAGAUUCUGAAACGAACAGUCAGUGCUAUCCAUCUCUUUACGGAGUGGUUUCCACUCUUUGCUUAAGCUUGGCUUUAAAUAUUUUUCUCCUUAUCUGGAUUUCUAGAAAUAGAGUAUGUAAAGGAAUGUGUCAAGAAGAAAAAAGUACAAAACAGUUGUCCACAGAACACAGCAAGCCUAACACAGAGAUCUAUGAUAAAGUGGAAGACAAUGCAGGAUACCAGGAACUGGGUCAAAUAAGUCAGCCUUCUCAUUAUGAUAAAUUACAUUAGAUUGACGUGAUAAAAGUUAUCGAAUGCUAUA
Messenger RNA from Saccostrea echinata, 1717 nucleotides. RefSeq names its product multiple epidermal growth factor-like domains protein 10. Lineage: Eukaryota; Metazoa; Mollusca; Bivalvia; Ostreida; Ostreidae. Gene Ontology annotation, molecular function: scavenger receptor activity. The coding region runs from base 1 to 1686 and encodes 561 amino acids. The transcript has 11 exons. The record is from RefSeq and is a predicted model, not a curated record.